AUGACCGACGCUGGCAGGCAAUCCUUUACCGACAAGGCUGAGGCCGCGCUCAAGCCCGACUCGCAGAAGUCAACCACCGAGCAGGCCGGUGACGCCAUCAAAGGCAAGACCGACUCUGCAGCCUCUACCUUGGAGCCGAACCACGAGAAGUCCACGUCGCAGAAGGCGACCGACUCUUUGUCCGGCAACUCAAACGAGGGCUCGGCAAGUACCUCCUGCAGCUCUCUGACGAGGUGA
Messenger RNA from Schizophyllum commune H4-8, 237 nucleotides. RefSeq lists its product as uncharacterized. NCBI's taxonomy places the organism in Eukaryota, Fungi, Basidiomycota, Agaricomycetes, Agaricales, Schizophyllaceae. Bases 1 to 237 code for a protein of 78 amino acids. The transcript has 2 exons. The record is from RefSeq and is a predicted model, not a curated record.